Messenger RNA from Rhodofomes roseus, 1869 nucleotides. RefSeq lists its product as uncharacterized. The coding region runs from base 476 to 1696 and encodes 406 amino acids. The record is from RefSeq and is a predicted model, not a curated record. Lineage: Eukaryota; Fungi; Basidiomycota; Agaricomycetes; Polyporales; Fomitopsidaceae. The transcript has 5 exons.
GCGGUUUCACUGAUAUAUUCACCGUUCAAAUCUAGGUUCUGAAUGCAUGCAACAUUGAGCGAACACGCCGCUGAGGGAGCAUGUAGUUAGCACGAACUACCUAUAAUUGGAUGCUAAGUAUGAGCCCGAUAUGAGCCCGAGGCAAUCGGGGAUAGGUGGCGGGUGCAGACCCGCUCGGAAACACGUGUUAUUGGGAUGCUCUCCCGGUCCCCCAGGAUGGCCUUGCGCGAAACAUAUAAUCUCGCUCGUCGCCGCUGCUCAUGGCCUUGUUUUGUCCUCGUGGCCACCAUAGCGGGGCUAGUCAACCAGGAUAGUCUGCGAAGUAGUCAACAACGUGCCAGCUUGUCUCGCAACUAGCGGCUGAAGACCCUGAUUAUCGCCGCCUCGGAAGAUCCCAACCGACACACGGUACGUGCGGUACUUACUGUAUUAGUGCGUCUACUGCACCGAACGCGGCUUACCACCAACACUCACCAUGCUAUCUAGCCGGAGAAGCCACCCGUCCGCCAGACAUAUAACGGCCAUGUUUUGGGACGGCCUUUUCAAGGACACCGUCAUGGACGCGGUCCGAAGCCUCGCUCGUCUCCCCACCUUCCGCGUCUCCGUCGGGUCUCUGAGCUUCAGCCUCCUCAAAUACGUUGCAGUGCUGCUGUUCUUGGUGAAUGCUCGCUCGUGGCCGUUAACAUGGCAUUUCAGAGUGUUCCGGCCCGUCAUGUCCCUGCGUCUGCGGUGGUACAUGCUGCAACUGCGACUCUUGCUCAAGCCCAAGCAGGUCAAGCGGAGGGAGAAGGCGAAGUGGUUGCAGGAGUUGUGCCCGGUCGGUCAGGACCCGCUCGAGUUUGUGCACACGUGGAAGGGUUGGGCUUCACCGGACGACUCCGACUUCAAUCUCCACCUCAGCAACUCGUGUUAUGCCAAGAACCUUGAUUGCGCCCGUCUAGAGGCGGCACUGAAGUACUUCCCAACGCUCUGCCGCGCGGGCGGCUGGAUAGCACUCGGUGCGACGCACUUCAACUUCCUGCGCGAAAUCCCGAUCCUCGCUCCGUACGAGAUCCGCAUGCGGAUCGCCGGCUGGGACAGCAAAUGGGUGUACAUCGUCGCGCGGUACGUCACGCACCCGCGCAGCAAGAAGUCCAAGGACGCCAAGGCGCUCCCCGGGGGCAAGCCCUCGGGGUCCCCCGACACGACCGGCAACGCGCACACGGGCGGCGCGCCCUACCCCGUCCUGCACACGCCCGCAGACCCGCUCGACGCGGAGAGCAAGUCCGGGGUCGCCACGCCGACGCACGCCGAGGCGCUGGCGCGCGCAAGCAUGGUGCACGUCGAGCCGGACGGGGCGACGCUCAACUGCGUCGUCGUGAACGCGCUCUGCUUCAAGACCGGCCGCAUCACGAUCCCGCCCGCGCUCGUGCUCGCCGUCGAGGGCUUCGUCGCGCCGCCGUCCGCCGGUGCCGAUGCUGAGCAGUUCUCGCUGAGCAACCCGCCGCCGUUCUGGGGCGAGGUGCAGAAGCUGAUAGGGGAGGAGCCGACGGACCUGCGGAGGCUGCAGAAGUUCUAUGCGGGUGGGUGGCGCGAGGUCCCCGAGGGCGAGCGGUGGUGGGAGAAGGCGGUGGAGGGCCUCGAGGAGCGGAGGAAGGCGGGGAUGGAGGUUGUGGGCGCGCUGAGGAGUGGGAUGGAGGGCGUGCGGAGCUUGUGAGCGUGGCGGUGUGGGCGGUGGCUUCUCGUUAGAGUGAGUUGGCACUUGACUAUAGCAUAGACUUCUGUGAUACGUUCGUUGGUUUAGAAUGCCGCAGGCCCUUAGACACAGAUGCAUACAGUCUGUCUGUAACGUAUUCGUAAUAUUUCGUGCUAUCAUGACAACUUACUGGA